Diaporthe amygdali is the source of this 1779-nucleotide messenger RNA. RefSeq names its product cid phosphatase. The transcript has 5 exons. Gene Ontology annotation, molecular function: acid phosphatase activity. The record is from RefSeq and is a predicted model, not a curated record. The coding region runs from base 1 to 1779 and encodes 592 amino acids. NCBI's taxonomy places the organism in Eukaryota, Fungi, Ascomycota, Sordariomycetes, Diaporthales, Diaporthaceae.
AUGCGGCCUGCACCCCUGAAGCUGAAGGCCAAGGAGGCCCAGGGCUACCAGCUAGUCCAGGGACGAGAAGACUAUGGCGAGGACGGGACUGAGACGCCCCUCGAGCAGCCCCCAGCAUAUCAACCCGACCCUCCCAGCCGCCUGCGCAAUAUCAACCUCAGGGCGGUCCUCAUCACCGUCAUCUCCACCCUCCUAGUCAUCGUGGCCCUGAACCUCGCAAUCAAUCCCGGCGUCUUCGGGUUCCGCCCCCACCACGGUUCGGAUUGUGACUGCUCAAAACCGACUCCCAAGGUCCCUCAGUACUUCCAGACGUCCCCCGAACUAUGGGCUGGACCAACAGCGACUGGGGCUCCGGCCUUCCUGGCUCAGACGUGGACCAUGAACCCCACCGCAACCUAUGUGCCCAACCAGCCGCUGCAGACGGCCAUCCCCAUUGAGGGCAUGACGUCCAAGAAUGAGAGCAUCUUCCAGAUGAUGGGCUUCUUGUCGCCCUACCACCCGUCGCCCGGCUUUGGAGUCAACGAGUACCCUCUGCCGGCAGGGGCCGACAUCAUCCAGGUCCAGAUGCUGUCGCGCCACGGCUCGCGUUACCCAACGGGCGGGACGGGCUCCAACGUGGUCACGUUUGGCGACCGGAUAGCAGCGGCAAGGAAGACCGGGUCCGGCUUCAAGGCCUCCGGGCCGCUCGAGUUCCUCAACGACUGGAGCUAUGCCCUCGGCGCCGAGAUCCUGGUACCCAAGGGCAGGCAGGAGCUGUUUGACUCGGGCAUCCUGCACUCGUACAUGUACUCCUCGCUGUACAACCCCAACAGCAGGAUCAUCGUGCGGACCACCACGCAGGACAGGAUGUUGAAGUCGGCCGAGUACUUUGUGGCCGGAUUCUUUGGGCUGGAGUGGACAAGGAACGCGACCAUCGAGGUCAUUAUCGAGGAGAAGGGGUUCAAUAACUCGCUGGCGGGUUAUAAGAACUGCCCGAACGCGGACAAUGAUCACGGUGGCAGAAAUGCCACGAUUGAGUGGGUGCAGAAUUAUCUGCAAAAGGCGACUGCUCGCCUCAGCAGCAUGAUCCAAGGGUACGACUGGACUAUUGAAGAUACAUACGCGGCACAGAACAUGUGCCCGUACGAAACGGUGGCCUACGGCUUCAGUCGCUUCUGCGACCUCUUCAAUUAUGAAGAAUGGAUCCAUUUCAGCUAUUCAGUCGACCUCUUCUUCUCAGGGGACAGCGGUUUCCAAUCAAAGACAGGUCGAGCCGUUGGAAUCGGAUACCAGCAAGAAGUGAUGGCCAGGCUGCGAAACCACACCUUGGGCUACUCGGGCUCCCAGAUCAACACCACCCUCGACAGCAGCACCGAGACCUUCCCAUUGAACCAGUCCCUCUACCUGGACUUCAGCCACGACACAAACAUUGUCUCCGUGCUCGCCGCGAUGGGGCUGACGCAAUUCCAAGACGACCCGCCCCUGUCGCCCAAAGCCUACCCUGGCCAGCACAACUUCACUGUGUCGCACCUGACGCCGUUUGGCGCUCGGCUGGACAUGGAGGUCAUCAAGGCGCCCAAGCCCGUCAAGGCGGACAGGACCGGCUACGUCGAGGGCGAGGGCACGGGCGAGACGAAGUACAUCCACUUCGUACUGAAUCAGCGGACGAUACCGCUGGGAUGGAGCUUCCCCGAGUGCGACGCCAGCAGAGUCGACGGGUGGUGUGAGCUGGAGACGUUCUUAAAGGUGCAGGAUGAGAUGCCGAAGCUGGCGAAUUUCGAGGAGACGUGCUUCGGCUGA